Messenger RNA from Condylostylus longicornis, 893 nucleotides. RefSeq lists its product as uncharacterized. The record is from RefSeq and is a predicted model, not a curated record. Gene Ontology annotation, cellular component: nucleolus; nuclear exosome (RNase complex); cytoplasmic exosome (RNase complex). Lineage: Eukaryota; Metazoa; Arthropoda; Insecta; Diptera; Dolichopodidae. Gene Ontology annotation, biological process: poly(A)-dependent snoRNA 3'-end processing; nuclear mRNA surveillance; U4 snRNA 3'-end processing. The coding region runs from base 154 to 885 and encodes 243 amino acids. The transcript has a single exon.
UGGUAGCAUGUGCACAUUUGGUUAUGUCAAGAUUUGAGUAAACUAAAACAAAAUUCUAUUUACAUUUUUACAAAUAUUUUAAAAUUUAUAAAGAGAGAUACGUCAAGAAUUUAACGAACUUCCAUAAAAACUUAUUUUAAUUCAAUUUUUAGAAUGCACUCUAACAAAACAGCUGUUUUUAAACCAGAAUCUUCAGAACCGUAUAUAAAUUAUGUACGCGAUAAUAAAGUAAAAAGAGAAAAUGGCAAAAAAAAAGAUAAAGAAAAUGUAUAUCUUAAUGUUGGAAUACUUUCCGAAGUAAAAGGAUCUGCAUAUAUGGAGUAUGAGCAAACAAAAGUUUUGGCUGUAAUAUUUCCACCACAGGAGCCUACAAAAUCUAAAAACCCAGUUAACUCGAACAAUUCUGUGGUACAUGUCGAUGUUUCUAUACCAAUGUUCGCUACAAAAGAUUAUAAAUUUAGAAAUCAAAAUCAAAGAUCGCUUGCAAUAAUUUUAAAGAAGGCUAUUGAGCCAAUAAUAUGUAGACAAGAAUUUUCAACUUUUAAAGUGUGUAUUCAUGUUUUUGUCUUAGAGCAUACAGAACAUAUAGAAAGUACAGCGUUCAAUUGCUGUGUGGCUGCUUUAGCUGAAGGCGGUAUUCCAAUUUAUGAUUUAUAUGCAUCAUCCCCUUCUAAUGUGGAAAACUUAUUAAGGCAGAAUAACAAGUUAAGUGUUUAUUCCAAGGAUUUAGCCGUAAAUCAAGUAACAAAUUGUUUUCAGAAGGGUUAUAUGACAUUAGAAGAAUUUAAGAGAGCACUGAAUGAGAACUUAGAACAAAAUGAAAAAAUGUUAAAUUUGAUAAGAUCUGUUUUAAUUAACAAAAUAAAAAAUAAAAAUACAGUAUAAUAUUUUAA